AUGAGUUCUUCAGAAGGUGCUCAAAAUUUCGAUACAACGCUACAUAGAAUUAGCACACAUGCUGAUUCUGUCCAGGAAACAUUCUCAUCGAGAAGAUCUAGUACUUAUCCAUUGAAAUUCAGGAAAAACAAGUUUGUAGCUCUUGACAAUGGAAAGAAAGCUACAUUUGAAUGCCACGUGAAACCUCCUGUUAUAGGAACUUCAAAGCCAUGGAUAGAGCUUGAAACCGGCAAUAUCUAUUGCAUAUUCUUCUCAAACUCAAACAACAUGAAACCCCUCAAAGGAGCUUCAUCCGCGCUUCUUCUAGGACGCCUUUCUGUGUCAGGAACUAGAAAGACGAUGAACAUAACUUCAGAGAUCAACCAUGUCAUCAUUACUAUACUCGAGAACUCUGAUGUUCAAAUUCAUCGGCGGAAAGAAGAGUCCUUAUCAAUGAGCUCGCGGGUAGAUGUUAGUGUCCCAAAAAUUGACGUUGAAAUGACUGUCACGCUCUCAGCCGCUGGUCAGAAGAUGAUUAUCCGCUACGAGGUUGACGAAUCCCAAAAAACGGUGAACCCAUACCAUAACUUUUUACUCAUGGCGCCUUUCCUCAACGUCAUCGUGACAAUAUUUAUAGUCACAAGGUGUUUCCGCCGCAGCAUAUUUGACAACACAAGUGUUAGAAAAUCAGUUUCUCUAAAAUAA
Messenger RNA from Eruca vesicaria subsp. sativa (arugula), 684 nucleotides. The record is from the annotation of a GenBank genome assembly. Lineage: Eukaryota; Viridiplantae; Streptophyta; Magnoliopsida; Brassicales; Brassicaceae.